Messenger RNA from Bolinopsis microptera, 711 nucleotides. Its product is annotated as TATA-binding protein-associated factor 172-like. Lineage: Eukaryota; Metazoa; Ctenophora; Tentaculata; Lobata; Bolinopsidae. The record is from RefSeq and is a predicted model, not a curated record. The transcript has 6 exons. Bases 79 to 711 code for a protein of 210 amino acids. Gene Ontology annotation, molecular function: TBP-class protein binding; DNA binding; ATP hydrolysis activity.
GUGACGGGCUACACGCACUAAGGGAGUAAUCUCCGUGACUCCUCCUCUAAGAAGAAAGCUACCGUAACACAGCAGACAAUGUCUUCAAGGUUAGACAGACUGCUAGUACUGCUGGACACUGGCUCCACUGCUGUAGUAAGGUCAGCAGCAGCUAAACAGCUGGGAGACAUCCAACAAUCCCACCCUCGUGAGCUGCAGAACCUUCUCCAGCGGGUUUAUGUGUAUCUGAAGUCUAAGACGUGGGAGAGUAGAGUUGCUGCUGGGGAGGCUAUCACAGCUAUUGUUCAGCAUGUUCCUCUGUGGGGCAACUGUAAAGUGGAAGAGGAACAGUGUGGAUACCUAACAUUCCAAACCUUCUCACUGGAAGAUGUCAUGAGGCAUGGUACCCCACUACUGGCUAGUGUCGGAACCGAGUUCGAUUCUCAUUUAGCGGACCAACCAGGACAGAAGCAGCGGCUAUCUAAAGAGCUGGGUUUAACGGUGGGUAAUGUUCAGCUAUCAGAUGAUCUGUUUAAUGACGAGGAUCUGGUUCAAGCUCCUCCUCCUCCUCCUGCUAACAUCAAACCUGAGGACCUCAAGAGGAGUAUAAAUAGUUUACUGAACGGUGACGAGACCUUAUCGGCAAGGGAAAGAAAUAAAGCUAAACGUAAAGCUAAACAGUUAUCUCGUCAAAACAGCCUCAGUGGACCAAGGUUUGCUCAUAUUAUUUGA